GGAAUUAAAUAUGGUUGUUUCCAGCAAAUUUUUUCUGAGUUAGGACGCUAUUAUUGGAGAGAUGAUUUCGUAUGAGCAAGAUCCUGAUGUUGUGCGAUGGGGCCUGCAGCUUUUUGAUGCGGGCCCAUAUUCUACCUGUGGUUAUUGUGGUGCUGUUACUCUGGAAAAUGUUAGUUGCUAUCAUGGGCAUUAUUAUAAUGAAGACAACUAUGAAACUGAAUUUAGCAACAUAGAAAAUGAUGAGCUAAUGGCACAUGCUCUUCAACAACAACUGUCACAACUCGCAGUUGCAGAAGCUCCCACACCUUCAGAUCAGUGGGAGGAAAAUCUACAGCUAUCUGCUUACCCCCAAGACUGGCGCAACCAUCCAAUGGGUGACUAUGACCCCGGACAGGAGAGUGAUCAAGAAGAGGAUGAUGAUGAGGGGCCUUCUAGUUCAUGUUCUAGCUCAGAAAAGAAUUCAUAUUAUGGUGAUGAAUGGCUAUAUUCAUUGGAGGAGAUGCAUGAAUGUGCUGAUGGAGACGUGGGGAAACGAUUGAAUCAGAUGAUACCAAUUCCACAUGUUCCUAGAACCAACGGAGAAAUACCUUCAGUUGAUGAAGCAACAUUAGAUCAUCAAAGGCUACUGGACAGAUUGCAGAUGUACGAGUUGGUUGAGUCUAAAGUUGAAGGAGAUGGAAACUGUCAGUUUCGUGCACUAUCAGAUCAAAUUUACCGAACUUCUGAGCACCAUAAAUUUGUGCGAGAACAAAUUGUGAAUCAGUUGAAGUUAUAUCCAGCGAUAUAUGAGGGAUAUGUUCCCAUGGCUUAUGGAGACUAUUUAGAGAAGAUGUCCAAGAAUGGUGAAUGGGGAGAUCAUGUUACUUUGCAGGCUGCGGCAGAUACUUAUGGAGUAAAAAUUUUUGUCAUAACAUCAUUCAAGGACACUUGCUGCAUUGAAAUUCUUCCUAAUUUUGAAAGAUCCAAACGAGUAAUUUGUUUGAGCUUCUGGGCUGAGGUACACUACAAUUCAAUAUACCCUGAAGGAGGUUGGUAA
Molecule: messenger RNA, 1036 nt
Organism: Neltuma alba
Lineage: Eukaryota; Viridiplantae; Streptophyta; Magnoliopsida; Fabales; Fabaceae
Exons: 9
Coding region: 62-1036 (324 amino acids)
Biological process (GO): protein deubiquitination
Molecular function (GO): cysteine-type deubiquitinase activity
Source: RefSeq, a predicted model, not a curated record